GACGGGCGGGAGACGGGGGACGAUUCCCAGCGCUCGCCGACGGUCCUGGCCCCCAGAGCAGACGGGGAGCAUCGUCCUGAGGGCGAGAGCUGGGAAAUCCGCUGGGAAACCCCUCCUGCUCCCUCCCCCGGGCAUCAGGGCGCCCGCUCCUUCCGAUUAAAUCAUCUCGAGGUAAUUGUGCCUGUCGUUGAGACAGAUUAACAGACGAUCUUCUGCCGCUGGAGCAGGAUUGGCGGUGGCCGCCGAGCUCCCCGUCCUUCCCUCCCCCGGGCCGCGGCGGCACGGCCCGGCGGAGGAUUCCCACCCGUGGCCGGCAGGAAGAUGCCCGGCAGCAGCCGGGGUGCAGCGGGAGCCGCGACCCCAGGACAGCGUCUGCCGGCCCGGCAGCUGCAGCGCCCGGACAUGAGGACCGUGCACCCAGCCCAGGGGUGAGCCCCCACCCCGGCACCGCCAUGGUGCUCCCCUGUGACCGCAACAGCAUCGGCGGCAACUGGCUGGCGCCCGAGGAGACCCGGGGCCGCAGCAACUCCAUCCCCCUGGCGCAGACUCCCACCGCCAAGCACAUGCUGGCUUACCUGCCCCGGCCGCCCACCGACACCAGCCGGUACGGCACCUUCCCCCAGAAGCCUGAACUCCCGGCCACCGCCGGGGCUGUGGCGGCGGACGGCCGUCAGCAAGCCAGCGCUGGCACUGCCAGGAGAGGCAGCCUCAUACCAAACUACCUGUCCCCACCCUGCCGCCGCGGUGGCUUCGUCUCCAGCCAGUCGUCUCCGCCCUCGAGGCAUGGCAGCGUGGCCGCCCAGCACCAUCUCAGCGAUCUGUCCCGGUGCCCACCGGCCACCCCGCGGGAGCUGGGCACCCACUGGUACGCGCUGCAGGCGCCAAGCGUGCCCAAUGUUCCCAGCUCGGCACGCAGCAAGAGCCUCACCCACAGCCCCACCGCCGCCGUCCCCGCCCCAGAGGGGCUGCCGAGCCGGUGCCGCAAGCUGCUGGAGGAGGACAGCCCCACGGUGCAGGCCAGCAAGCGGCAGCGCCAGCGCUACGUGACCAAAGUGGGCAAGUGCCAGGUCAACCUGGGCAACAUCCAGGAGAAGAAGCGGUUCCUCUCGGACAUCUUCACCACCAUCGUGGACCUCAAGUACCGUUGGUUCCUCUUCGUCUUCAUGAUGUGCUACAUCGUCACCUGGGUGGUCUUCGGCACCAUCUACUUCUUCGACGCCUGGGUGCGGGGCGACAUCAGGCACCGGGGCGAUCCCGAGUGGCGGGCGUGCAUCGAGAAUGUGGACGACUUCAUCUCAGCCCUGCUCUUCUCGGUGGAGAGCCAGCGGACCAUCGGCUACGGCUCCCGGAUGGUGACAGCCAACUGCGCCGAGGGCGUCAUCCUGCUGAUGGCGCAGUCCAUCGUCGGCUCCAUGAUCGACGCCCUGAUGGUGGGCUGCAUGUUCGUCAAGAUCUCACGGCCCAAGAAGCGCGCCCAGACCCUCAUCUUCAGCAAGAACUGCGUCAUCUCCCGCCGCGACAAGAAGCUCUGCCUGAUGUUCCGGGUGGGGGACCUGCGGGAGAGCCACAUGGUGGAUGCCAAGAUCCGGGCCAAGCUGAUCAAGUCCCGGCAGACGGCCGAGGGGGAGUUCAUCCCGCUGGAGCAGUCGGAGCUGAACCUGGGCUAUGACACGGGGGAGGACCGGCUGUUCCUGGUGGAGCCCCAGAUCAUCUGCCACGUCAUCAACCGCCGCAGCCCCUUCUGGGACCUGUCGGCCGAGUCGCUGCGCCGGGAGCAGUUCGAAAUCAUCAUCAUCCUCGAGGGCAUCGUGGAAGCCACAGGCGAGUGGGCC
Messenger RNA from Athene cunicularia (burrowing owl), 1832 nucleotides. RefSeq names its product G protein-activated inward rectifier potassium channel 4-like. Gene Ontology annotation, cellular component: plasma membrane. The record is from RefSeq and is a predicted model, not a curated record. Gene Ontology annotation, molecular function: inward rectifier potassium channel activity. The annotation marks the transcript as partial. Lineage: Eukaryota; Metazoa; Chordata; Aves; Strigiformes; Strigidae. The transcript has 3 exons. Gene Ontology annotation, biological process: regulation of monoatomic ion transmembrane transport; potassium ion import across plasma membrane.